Molecule: messenger RNA, 1390 nt
Organism: Papaver somniferum (opium poppy)
Lineage: Eukaryota; Viridiplantae; Streptophyta; Magnoliopsida; Ranunculales; Papaveraceae
Product: E3 ubiquitin-protein ligase AIRP2-like
Exons: 5
Coding region: 359-1087 (242 amino acids)
Biological process (GO): protein ubiquitination
Molecular function (GO): ubiquitin protein ligase activity
Source: RefSeq, a predicted model, not a curated record
GUCAGAGACGAACACAUACAUUAAUGCAGAAGUGUUUGUUAGCUUUUAACACUCAGAAAAAGUAGUCAUGAUCAGUAAUAAUUUUUCGAAGAAAUUUCCAGAAACAAAUUUUGGGGUUUUGUUUAAUUAAUUUAUACACAAACAAAGAAGAUUUAGUCUUUUCUUGUUUAGAUUGGUGUAUCAUGAAACAUUUUUGAAGUUUUCUGAGUACUAAAUUCGGAAACAGACAUACUGAAGAAGGCAGAAGAAUUUUGAAUUUUUUUUUUUGUGAAAUUUUAGGGUUUGAUAGGCUAUAUUUCAAGGGAAUUGUUUGUUUGUUGGAUGGGAAUUUGGUGUAGAGAGGAAGAAAGAAACGGAGAUGCGAAAGUCAUAUAAGGAUUCUCUUAAAGCUCUUGAAGCUGAUAUUCAACACGCUAAUACACUUGCAUCGAUAUAUCCAAGGGAGUAUGAUGGUGCGUGUGUUCAAAUGAAAUUGUCUUAUAGUCCCGUUGCUCACAUAUUUCUCUUUUUCGUACAAUGGACUGAUUGUAACCUUGCUGGUGCACUUGGGCUGCUUAGAAUUAUUAUUUAUAAGGUUUAUGCAGAUGGCAAGAGCACUAUGUCUAUUGAUGAAAGGAAGGCUAGUAUUAGAGAGUUUUAUGCGAUGAUAUUUCCCUCUUUAUUGCAACUUGAGAGAGGAAUUACUGACGUUGAUGACCGAAAACAGAAGGAAGUCUGUGCCGCGAAGUACAAAAAGAAGGAUGAAUUAUCGAAGGGAAAACUCUCUGCAGUUGAUAUAGAGAGGGAAGAGGAAUGUGGGAUCUGCAUGGAGAUGAACACUAAGGUUGUGCUUCCUACAUGCAACCAUGCGUUGUGCCUAAAAUGCUACCGAGAUUGGCGUGCACGGUCUCAGUCGUGCCCCUUCUGUCGGCAUAGUCUCAAGAGAGUGAACUCGGGUGACCUGUGGAUUUAUACGGACAGCCGUGAUAUCGUCGACAUGUCUUCCAUAUGCAGGGAGAACUUGCAAAGACUGUUCCUCUACGUAGAUGCGCUUCCCCUCAUCAUUCCUGACCCUGUGUUCGUACCUUAUGAUUCUCAUGUCAGGUGAUGAAUAUUACUUGGGGUACUAGAAGAAAAUUACGAGGAUGAACCUGCUGUAUAUAAAACAGAACAUGCCUCUUUCUGAUUUAGUUAGAAUUGUAAAUCCUGCUUGUCUAGCGUUUCUUUCCCUAAUUUGGUAAUAACCACUCCAAAUGGUAGGUGAAAUAUAUAAAAUUUAUGUUACUGUUUUUGCAAAAUACCAUGUUCCCUUGUUUCUUUGAUGUUCUUUAGAGUUUGAACAAAAUAUUAGCUUCUACUCGGACUACUCCUACUCUUGACGUUACGCAAUAUAUGUUGUCUUUCUCUGUUA